Aspergillus calidoustus is the source of this 1131-nucleotide messenger RNA. The record is from the annotation of a GenBank genome assembly. NCBI's taxonomy places the organism in Eukaryota, Fungi, Ascomycota, Eurotiomycetes, Eurotiales, Aspergillaceae.
AUGUCAUCUAUCAACCCGAUCAAGCUCCGCCGGAAGAAGAAUGUCAAGAAGGGUAUCCAGUUUUGCUUGAUGGUCUGCGGUGCCAGCGGAACCGGACGCACAACCUUCGUCAACACUCUUUGCGGAAAACAAGUCUUGCAGGGCAAGGAUGCGGAUGAUGCUGCCAACGCUCACAUUGAGGAGGGUGUCCGCAUUAAGCCAGUGACAGUUGAGCUCGAAUUGGACGACGAGGGUACCAGAAUUUCUCUCACUAUCGUGGAUACCCCGGGUUUCGGUGACCAGAUUGACAAUGAAGCCAGCUUCAGCGAAAUUGUCGACUAUGUGGAGCGCGAAUACGACAACAUUGUCGCCGAAGAGUCACGAAUUAAGCGAAACCCCCGAUUCAGGGACAACCGUGUCCACGUCAUGUUGUAUUUCAUUACACCCACUGGCCACGGCCUCCGUGAGCUCGACAUUGAAUUGAUGAAGCGCCUCUCUCCCCGCGUCAACGUUAUUCCUGUCAUCGGAAAGGCCGACUCUUUUACUCCAGCGGAACUCGCCGAGUCGAAAAAGCUCAUCAUGGAGGACAUCGAACACUACCGCAUUCCUGUUUACAACUUCCCUUACGAUAUUGAGGAGGAUGACGAGGAUACCGUGGAAGAGAACGCCGAGCUCCGGGGGUUGAUGCCGUUUGCUAUCGUUGGUUCUGAUGACUUUGUCGAGAUCGAUAACCGCAAGGUGCGGGCUAGGCAAUACCCAUGGGGUGUUGUCGAGGUUGAGAACCCUCGGCACUCCGAUUUCCUCGCCCUUCGAAGCGCCCUGCUCCACAGCCAUCUGGCAGAUCUGAAGGAAAUUACCCACGAUUUCCUCUACGAGAACUACCGUACUGAGAAGCUUAGCAAGAGCGUUGACGGUGCUACUGCACAUGGCGGUGAUAUGAACCCUGAGGAUCUCGCGACCCAGUCUGUUCGCUUGAAGGAGGAGCAGCUCCGUCGCGAGGAAGAGAAGCUGCGCGAAAUUGAGAUCAAGGUGCAGCGUGAGAUUGCCGAGAAGCGCCAGGAACUGUUGGCCCGCGAGAGUCAACUGAGGGAAAUAGAGGCCCGGAUGGCCCGCGAGGCAAGCCAGCUGGAGUCCGCCAACGGCGAGCACUAA